AUGGCUAUCGCUAGUUGGAAUGCCAAAGGACUCAAUGGAGAAGAAGCAAUGAGGCAAUUAAGAUUCCUCAUAAAAAACAAUAGACCGGAAGUAAUUUUUCUAAUGGAAACAAAACUUACUAAAGAUAAGGUAGCAACAAUGUGCAAGCAACUCUCUUACGAUAAUGGCUUUGAGGUCCCAAGGAUAGGACUAGGUGGAGGUGGCUUUUAUGGUCACCCAGCAGUAUCCAAUAGACAUAUGACAUGGGAGCUCUUACAACAUUUGCGAAUAGUAGCACAUGGGCCAUGGUUAGUGAUGGGGGAUUUCAAUGAAGUUCUAAGUCAAGCUGAUAAAAAUGGAGGAGGGCUACGAAACGAACACCAAAUUGAAGCGUUUCGAAACACACUAGAGGAGAGGCUGGAUUGGGCAAUGGUCAACGAAGAGUGGAAAGAUAGUUUUACUUCAGCCUCUUUAACACAUCUAGACUUCUACCAUUCAGAUCAUAGAGCGCUUCUCUUAAGGCUUCAAGAUGAAAAUGGGUACGACCUUUUAAGAAACAGAAAAAGACCUCGUUUUAAAUUCGAAAAUAUAUGGUCAAAUGAGACAGAAUGCAAAGAAAUUAUAAAAAAGUGUUGGAAACCUUUUUCUUCUUCUUCCUCCCUACUCGCAACUAUGAGCAUUUUCAAUGAAGGAAACGAAUGGUGCACAAGUGAUAGUGAGAUCAGCGAGAUCACAAUGAAGUUCUACAAUUCUCUCUUCACUUCUUCGUCCCCUUCAAAAGAAAAAAUUGAAGAACUAUUACAAGGAGUUCAUACUUCUGUUUCAGAUGAGAUGAACAUGAGUUUAGAAGCCCCAUUUUCCUUGGAGGAAAUAAAAGAUGCAGUCUUCUCUAUGCCUGCAGAUAAAAGCCCAGGUCCAGAUGAAGGUUUUUCAGCUUUACUUCAACAAGCGGAAAGUAGAAAGGAAAUAAAGGGACUACGAUUAGCUAAUACAGCUCCUUUCAUUACCCACUUAUUCUUUGCGGAUGACAGCCUCAUUAUCGUCCAGGCAUCUGAGAGAUCUCUACAAGCUAUACAAAACAUUUUUUCUCUAUACUCGACAUGUUCUGGACAGAUGAUCAAUUUUACAAAGUCUUUAUUAUAUUUUUCUCCAAAUACUUCGAAAGAGAUUGCCACAUUGUAUACAUCCUCUCUAAAUAUGCAAAGAACUGAUUCUACAGAAACAUAUCUAGGUCUACCGAUGUUGGGAGGUAAAAAUAAGAGAAUUUUGUUUAAUUCAAUAAAAGACAAAGUUUGGAUGAAGUUACACUUAUGGCAAUCAAAGCUUUUUUCUCAAGCUGGUAAAGAAAUCUUACUUAAAGCUGUUAUCCAAGCUAUGCCAACUUAUCUAAUGUCAUGCUUCCGUAUACCAGAAGGUUUGUGCCAAGAAAUUGAAAGAAUACAAGCCCGAUAUUGGUGGGGCUCUACUACUGAACAAAAGAAAAUUCAUUGGCGCGCUUGGCAUAAAAUGUGUAGACCAAAAUGUGAGGGAGGAUUGGGAUUUCGUGGUUUUAUUCAGUAUAAUCAGGCACUUCUGGCAAAACAGGCUUGGCGAUUACUAAUAAACCCUACAUCCCUUCUUGCAAAAGUACUCAAGGCAAGAUACUAUCAACAUACAAGUAUAUUGGAGGCUAGAGAAGGUCAUUAUCCUUCAAUAACGUGGAGAAGUAUCAUCUGGGGUAGGGACCUUUUACGAAGAGGAUUGCGACGACGUAUAGGAAAUGGAAAAGAAACUUUGGCCUUUAGUGAUCCAUGGGUCCCAAGACCUCCAUCUUUUCUCCCAAGUAUAAUUGAUAUAUCUGAUCCCCUUAGAGUACAUGAUCUCUUUGAAACUCCUGGUUCGUGGAACAUGAUACGAGUCCAACAAUUUUUUAAUGCUGCUGAUGCCCAGAACAUCUUAACCAUACCGCUAACUCAAUUUGAUCAUCCAGAUUCGUGGCUCUGGCACUAUACAAAUCAUGGGAACUAUACUAUCAAAAGUGGGUAUAAUCUAGCCUCAGCUAUGGACACUGCACUGCCGUCUUCAUCUGUUACAUUAAUAGCAAUGUGGUGGAAGUACUUUUGGGGAAUCAAAAUACCACGUAAAAUUCUACAUUUUGCUUGGAGAGGCUACCAUGAAAUAUUUCCCACUCUUAAAGGUUUAAAUCGACGAAAUAUCUCUAAACACAGUGUUUGCCCACUAUGUGGUUUUGGAGAGGAUUCUAAUGCACAUGUUGUCUUUUGGUGUCCUUCCUCUAAAGAAAUAUGGGAUCGGUGGGAUUACCCUUUCGUGUCAGAUAGGAAAGAGGACAUUUCCUUUAAGGAGAUACUACUCUAUGCCUCUGAAAUUUUGGAAAAAGAAAACUUUCAAAAAAUGCUCAUCAUAGCUUGGGCAAUUUGGUUUGAGAGGAAUAAAAGAACCCAUGGACAUCCAGCAAGACAAGGACAACAAGUGUUUGAAUGGACAGAAACAAUAGGAUUUGGAGCAAUCAUCCUCUCCCCAGAGAAGGAAGUUAUUGCACCUUUAUCUAAGCCCUUAAAAGGAAUGUUGUUAGCCUUUCAAGCAGAAGCUAUAGCACCGUUGGUCGCACUCAAUUGGGCUCAAAGGCUUGGAAUUCAGCUGGAUGUUAUCUUUUCUGAUUCCCUUUCUCUUCUUCCGAAAUACUCGGUAAAUAUUUUGGUGCUUUCAUUAAGAGCUGAAGAAAGCUUGAAUCAAUCUUUGUCAUCUGCAAAAAUGCCAGAAGAUGUGUCUUACCAAGGGCCUCUGUCUGAUGAUUCCAAGAACAUCAGGGAAGGGGGUGAGUACGAUGAAGAAUAUUACGAGGAAGAUGGAGGGGAUUAUGAAGACCACGAGGCCGAGAAUCCGGUUGAUCCUAACGAGAAAGAGGUGGAACCUGAAUAG
Messenger RNA from Humulus lupulus (European hop), 2898 nucleotides. RefSeq lists its product as uncharacterized. The record is from RefSeq and is a predicted model, not a curated record. The transcript is spliced from 10 exons. NCBI's taxonomy places the organism in Eukaryota, Viridiplantae, Streptophyta, Magnoliopsida, Rosales, Cannabaceae. Gene Ontology annotation, molecular function: catalytic activity. Bases 1 to 2898 code for a protein of 965 amino acids.